AUGUUAAACCCAACAAUCACAGAAAAUGAGUAAUAAAGAAAAAUAGGUGAGAAACUCAUAAUAAUAAUUAGAACAUUUUUGAUAACAGAAAGAGAAGUAUUAAAUUUGAUAGGUUGAGGAAUUGAAAAUAACAUUAUCAGAAAAUAUACGAUUUGAUAUUAGUGAUGCAUUUAGAGCAAUUGAUUCAAAUAUGAAAGGAUAUAUCACAUCUUAAGAUAUAUUUCGUUUUAUGUGUAAGAAUGGUUAUAGUGUUCAUUAAAAGUUUUGUGAUUUCUGGAUAUUCACUUGGAGUAAUGAAGAUGAUAAAUUAAGAUAUUAAUUAUUUCUUGAAUUUAUAGUUCCAAGAUAUAAUAGAGAUGUAGCUAUGUAAUGUAUAGUUAGAAAAAUAUAUUCAGAAACAGGAAAAUUUAUCUACAAUUUAUAGAUAAAUUGUCAUUUUAUUUAGAAGAAUUUGUAGCAAAAUUGAUAUAGAGAGAAAUAGAUUAUUUAAGAACUAUUGAAAUCGAGAAAAUGAACUUAGCUUAAUUAGUUGAAUGGAAAUUCACUACAGUAUUUAAGUAUAUUGCGGGUAAUUUACCUAUUAUAGAUAAACGAUGUUUAGAUUAAUUAUUAAAUAAAUUUGAAAUUUAAUCAUUAACUUAAUAAGAAUAUAAUAUGUUUCUGAAGAGAUUUAAUAAAACAGAAGAUACAAUAAUGCAAAAAGAUGAAUUUAGUGAUUUAAUAUUUCCAAGCAGAGAAUUAAUUAAAGAAAUGUAACCAUCAAGAGAUGGAUUUUAGGAAUAUGUCUUAAUCAUGAUUAAUAAUUAGAUUAAUUGUUAGGCAAAGAUUUAAUUAUUGAUUAAGAUGAUUUCAUUUUAAACCAGAAUAACAUAAAAUUAAAUUAAAUUCUACUUAAAAGUUAUCAAUUUAACUGAUAAAUAAGAUUUUAUUACUAAAAUAUAAUAACAAAAUGAAUCUAUUCAAAAUUAAAAUUAAAAAAUAUUCGAACCUACUUAAAUAUAAACCACUUAAAAUAAAACUUUACUUAUGAGUUUUAAACCUGCUUAAAUACCAUCAAAUUAAAAAUAUUAAAAUUCUAUUGAUCAAAGUAUUAAGGCAUCAACUCAAAACUAAUAAAGAUCUAAAAAUUAUCAAAUACCUAAUGAAUGA
This is a messenger RNA of Paramecium sonneborni, 1149 nucleotides long. Lineage: Eukaryota; Ciliophora; Oligohymenophorea; Peniculida; Parameciidae. The record is from the annotation of a GenBank genome assembly.